This is a messenger RNA of Monomorium pharaonis (pharaoh ant), 2146 nucleotides long. Its product is annotated as neuronal acetylcholine receptor subunit alpha-9. Gene Ontology annotation, biological process: nervous system process; signal transduction; regulation of membrane potential. The record is from RefSeq and is a predicted model, not a curated record. Gene Ontology annotation, cellular component: neuron projection; synapse; membrane. The transcript is spliced from 7 exons. Lineage: Eukaryota; Metazoa; Arthropoda; Insecta; Hymenoptera; Formicidae. Gene Ontology annotation, molecular function: transmembrane signaling receptor activity; extracellular ligand-gated monoatomic ion channel activity; neurotransmitter receptor activity. The coding region runs from base 204 to 1472 and encodes 422 amino acids.
GGAAAAUGUAUUUGUCGGUCAUGAUUAAAAAAAAAUAUUUCUAUUGUUGAUAAGAUCUCGUUGUUGAAGGGGCGGUCCUUGAGGUCUGCAGUGUUACGUUUCACUGGGCGUAUGAUUAUCAGUUCUGCUCUCAUAAUCCAUCACUGAGCAACUCAGUCUUUGUAGGUUCAUCAUUCGUCGUUUAUGGUUUAUAGAUAUUCAAAAUGAACAGAAAUAGUUUCUUCUUCGUCUCGUUCAUUCUUCACAUUAUUUACACCGAUGUGAUAGCGGAAAGCAGUUGUAACAAGAAUGUAUCACAAAUGGUGAAAUUAAAGAGGUAUCUCCUGUGCGAAUACGAUUCUGAUAUAAGACCAGUCAAAAAUACUAAGAACAUAACGCGUGUGAAUUUCUUUCUAAACCCACACUUUUUUGAAUAUGAUUAUGAAACUGAAAUCUUCACGUUGCAUGCGUGGAUGUCGAUGAUAUGGAAUGAUUCACAUUUGACAUGGGAUCCUGCACAAUACGAUAACAUCAAUUGGAUACCUGUAGAAGGCUAUCAAAUUUGGGUGCCUGAUGUGUGGAUACAUAACGAACGAAUUGGAGAAAGUACUUCAGAUUAUAUGCGUACAAAGUGUUGGGUCUCAAAACAGGGGAUUGUUAAAUGGUUAACGGCAGCAAAAUAUUCUUCAUCUUGCAUCUCAGAUAAUACAUGGUGGCCAUUCAGUAUUCUAAAUUGCACAAUACAAUUUGGAUCGUGGUCACAUUCUGGUGAUGAGAUCCAGUUUGUUGCCAGUCUGAAUACAUCACUAACAAAUAUAAAAGUAAAGAAUGUCGAGUGGGAUUUAGUGAAACUUUAUAUGACGAGAUGGGAAAAUAGAUACAAAUACAUCUCGGGUUCAACCAAUAAAAUGCUUUCUUAUCACUUUAUUCUGAAACAUCAUUGGAGCAUUGCACACAUUGCGUACGUAUCGCCUAUUAUAGUGCUAAUGGUGAUGACUCUGAUGACAUUAUGGCUAGAACCGAGAUCCUUUGAACGUAUGGUUAUUGCUAAUCUCAAUUUUAUUUGUCAUUUAUUGUGUAUGCAAGAUGUACAUUGGGAAAUGCCAAAGAGUGGCUUCAAUACUCCUAAAAUAAUGUUCUUUUAUGAGAGUUCUCUUGGUUUGGCAACGUUUGCUCUUAUUCUCACCAGUGUCUUACGACACCUGCAAGAAUUGACUACCGAGCCACCCGUGUGGAUCUCAGCCGGCACGACGUCCAUUUUGCGCAGUCGAGUUGGACGGAUUCUUCUAGUCAGUAUCCUAGAUCCAGCUGUGACAGCCAAAAUAGAAGCAGAUGUGGACGACAAUACCGACCUCGUGCAAUCAAAUAGCGAAAAAUCACCAUGGAAAUAUAUUAUAGUGCUUAUAGGAUGGUUAGCAUUUCUAAGCACGCUUCUCACUUACAUUAUACUACUGAGCAUGUAUUUCCCUACAUAUUUUGCAACAACAUACUAAAUCUUUGUACAAAAUAGAUUUUUGUUGUGUGGCAUUGUGAAAAAUUUAAUCACAAUAUCAUAGUAAUACUUAAUAAUUAUGCUUAUAUAAUAAGUAAAAAAAUAAUAAAAAUAUAAUGUAUAUAUAGGUAAGCAUAUUAGAUAUAUUAAUAGAUUGGAAUUUGAUGUCAAUAGAAUAAUUUUCUUUCUUGUUCUUAUAAAUACCUUUAUUUUGAAAAACAAGUUUAUUUUGGACACUUAUAUUAAUAUCGUUCGUUCUUUGUUUACAACAGUGUCAAACUUAACCCUACACAUAUCUCAUAAUAAAUAGAAAAUUCCUGAAAUAUAGGUAGAACAAAAGUAACUGCCCAAAAAUAUACCUAACUUUUAUAUAUGGCGUAAUUAUGUCCAAUAACUCAGUGACUGCGUUCAGCAGGAAAAAGCAAUUUUUCAACUGUUGUAAGAUUCUUCAAUAUGAUUUUUGUCCUUAAUUCUUUUCAGAUCUAAAUGUAGAAACCAAUCAUAUAAAAGAAUUUUACAACAGUUGCAAAACUAUUUUUGUUGCUAAACGCAGCCAUUGUCAUUUCCGAAUGAUACUUAUAUUUAAACUUUCAAUACGAUCUCGCUGAGUUUCUCGAUUCUUGCAGCGAUUAACAUUUCGUUACACUAUGUACACAUCAUGAUUUAGCAUUUCCA